Misgurnus anguillicaudatus (oriental weatherfish) is the source of this 2360-nucleotide messenger RNA. RefSeq names its product BAR/IMD domain containing adaptor protein 2 like 2a (gene baiap2l2a). Gene Ontology annotation, molecular function: protein binding. The record is from RefSeq and is a predicted model, not a curated record. NCBI's taxonomy places the organism in Eukaryota, Metazoa, Chordata, Actinopteri, Cypriniformes, Cobitidae. Gene Ontology annotation, biological process: actin filament bundle assembly; plasma membrane organization; actin crosslink formation. Gene Ontology annotation, cellular component: nucleoplasm; cytosol.
GAGCCUCUCUCUCUAUCUCUCUCACACACACUCACUCCUUCUCUCUCUCACACACAUAAAGGACAGGAGAGGACACUGGAGACGAGGCGGGAGGCCAAGAGAGACCAGUGGGUUAUCUGUGUUGUGUUUGCUGUUUGGACACUGGACAUUUUUUUGUUUGUUUGUUGUGCCACGGUGACAAAUCAGGAUGUCAGGACAAAACAGUGAUCAACUGCAUCGAAACACUUUGGGCAUUUAUACAAACAUAAUGGAGCAGUUCAACCCAGGUCUGCAGAGACUGGUGGCACUGGGAAACAGCUACAUUCAGGCUUUCCAAGCCCUUGCUGUCACAAGUGAAGCCUAUUUCAAUGCUUUGGCAAAGAUGGGUGAACAGGCCAUGCAGCGUAUGUCCUCACGUUUGCUGGGUGAUGUAUUGAUACAGAUCUCUGAGAAUCAGAAGAGACUCAACAGUGAACUGGAGGGAGUGUUUCGUUGGUUUCACUCUGAGGUCCUGCAAGACAUGGAACACAAUGUCAGGUUGGAUAAAGAGUACAUAUUAGCCAGCAAGAGGCAAUAUGAGAAUGAGGUGAGAAACCAGGCAACCGCAUUGGAGAGACAAUUGAGGAGAGGGGUUCCACAGGACGGCAGUGAAUAUGUGCGAUUUCUGAGGGAGAGUCAAAAAGAGGCGCUAAAGGAGGAAGAAAGGAGAUAUCGAUUCCUGGCUGAGAAACACUGCGGUCUCUCCCAGUCCAUUGCCUAUCUCAUGAAUAAGACAGGGGGCGGGCUGCAGAACAAAGUAGAGGGGUGGAAAGAUCUGGUGAAUCACACCAGAGAAGCACGUCCACGCACUCCUCCGCGACUUGAUGAUAAUGUGGUGUUUAAUGAUGGUGUUAGUCGUUUUGCGGAGCCUUUGGGCAGAGUUCCUUCUAGAGGCCCCUCCCCCCAACGCAGUCGUUCCAACUCUUCCUCGGGAAUGCCUGGAGGCAGAGUGAUGCGAGCACUCGUGACCCACCCUCCAGCCGCGAACCCCACCCUCCUGCCAUUCGCCCAGGGAGAAACCAUAACUUUGCUUGUUCAGGAGCCAAGGAACGGCUGGCUGUACGGCCGCUGUGACAGUUCAGGACGGCAGGGCUGGUUCCCAGCUGCUUACGUAGGUCCCACAGAUGAGCCACCUGAACCGCCUGCCCCCAGCUAUCGUAGAAGCAGCGGCGGUAUGAGUAACCAUUUCGACCAACCCGUCAGCAGCAGCCACCAUGUGGCUCCGCCCCCGGCUCCUCCUCCACCUCCGUCAUUUAAAUCCAGCACGUCCAGGCCAGUUACGCCAACCCCUUCAGAAAAUAAAAGACAAGAUAUUUAUGGAUCUCGACCAGAACUUUUUCCAAGAGGCACAAAUCCAUUUGCCACUGUGAAGCUGAAACCCACAAAAACCAAUGAUAGAUCUGCUCCACGUGUAUGAAUAACAUUUCAGCCAAUGACAGUUCAGAUCCUGCUUGCAUAUCAGCGCUGCACAUUUUACGUCGUUCAAUCAUGCAUAUUCAAAGACAUUCAUUUUUCACUGUAAUUUUAUCAGUAAAUGCAUUCCAGUUUAGAUAAUGUGACUUGGCAAUGAUCAACGACUGGUCUUUUAAAACCCAUUAAAAUGAGUAGUUAGGCCUUCAGAGUUAAUGCAUGAGAAAAUCUGCCUCUGAAGGGGGCAAUCUAUAAUUUCUUUAUCUAUACUUCUCUAAAGUUCCUGCAAUAAGACUCUUGAAUAUCAGUAGUGACUGUGUGUCAUCAAACAUGUCAUAUUUCCUGGUUGUCUUAUGCUUUACUGUUAUCAGAUUUUUGUAUGUCAGAAUGGUGAUUUACAAAGUCAGCUUAAUUUCAAAUUCUGUUUUAUUCAAAGUGUACGUCUUUUAACUUUAUUAACAUUGUAUAUAAUUUGCAUUCUACUUUAUACAAAUGUUCAUUGUUAAGUAUCAAUUGUUGUUGUUAAAGCACUUUAAAUGUCUAGCAGUUGUUUAACUACAGUUCUAGGUGGUUUGACCUUUGACCCCUGGCGUCUCUGAUAACCCAGCUAUCGGAUGCUAUCCCGCUCCGUGCUUGAACUCUGUCUUUAGGCUCAGGUAAUUCUUCUGACGUGCCCAAUUAUGCUGCCCUUAAAUUGGGUGUUCGGUCUGUUUAAGUGCCUAUAAAGUGAACGUUCUUUUAACCUUGACAGUAAUUGGCGAGACCUUUUACCAAGGUGUCAAACCCAUUAGCGCAAACUCAUUUGUAUGUUUUCUCAACUCAAAAGAUGUUUUUUAAUUGAUGCAGAAUUUUUAAAAGUUAAGUAUGGUGGCCUUUAUCACAGCGAUUCAUUGUGUGGUUUGCUUGAUAAAUAAAGGAAACAAAAUACAACA